ACAGGGGGGGAAGGAGGAAGUGGGGCGGCCCGCGGGGCUCCGCCGCCGCCGCUCCGGUAGUCGCGGUGCUCGGCCGGCGGCUGCUGGCGGGGGGAGUCCUUUCCGCAACGCGUGGGCCGAACGCUCUCGAGGGCGGACCUGCGCCCCGGUACCGCCGCUGAAGGGAAGCAGGCAGGGAGCGGGGGAGCCCCCCGCCGGGCCGCGGCGCCUCGCCGGGGAAGUUUGGUGCAGGGCGAGAUCCCGCCGGCCGCGGCAGUGGCGCCGGGUAUGAACGGCUUCGCCCCCGAGGAGGUGACCCAGCGCGGCGCAGAGCCCGCCGCCGCGGCGGUGGUGGGCAAUGCGGGCUCCGCCGUGGAGGUGCCGCCGCCGCCGGCGCCGCCGGGGCUGGGUCCGGCCGCCGCCGCGGGCUCGGCGGGCGGCGGGUGCGCGGGUGGCCCCGGGGCCGGGCAGCUGUGCUGCCUGCGGGAGGAGGGGGAACGAUGCGGCCGCGCCGCCGGCAACGCCAGCUUCAGCAAGCGCAUCCAGAAGAGCAUUUCGCAGAAGAAGGUGAAGAUCGAGCUGGACAAGAGCGCAAGACAUCUGUACAUUUGUGACUUCCACAAAAAUUUAAUUCAGAGUGUGAGAAAUAGAAGAAAGAGGAAAGGCAGCGAUGAUGAUGGUGACUCACCAGUGCAAGACAUCGACACUCCAGAGGUUGAUUUAUAUCAGUUACAAGUAAACACACUUCGAAGGUACAAAAGACACUUCAAGCUACAGACGAGACCAGGACUUAACAAAGCACAGCUUGUUGAAAUAAUUGGCUGCCAUUUUAGGACAAUUCCAGUGAAUGAAAAGGACACCUUAACAUACUUCAUCUACUCGGUGAAGAAUGACAAGAACAAACCAGAUCUAAAGAUGGAUAGUGGGGUUCAUUAGGCAGAAAAGUUUGGGACUGAGACUCAGGCUGCAAAUCAAAAGACUGCAUAUUUGUCGAUAUGCAAAAGCUUUCUUUGUAACUUUUCUCCUGAGAGAGUUUGUCUGUUUUAUUUUUCAUAACCUUGCUGAUUUGUUUGAAAACCAUCUCUUAUGAAACAAAUUUCCUCAGCAAAAGUAUUUUAAAUAAAUAUUACUGAUAUUGUUGCUCAAAUGGGUGUGUCUGUAAUUUUAAUGAGUUGGACUCAGUGAUCCUGAUGGGUCUCGUCCAGCUCAGCAUAUUCUAUGAUUCUAUGAUACUUCUACCUAAUAGCUAAGCUUUGGUGAGCUAUGUAAUAAUAUUAAAAUAUUUUUCAAUUAAAAUGUGCCAAGGAUAUAUUUACAAAUGUACCUCAAGUGCUCAUGAUGCAAUGCCUUUAAAAGAAAAAGCUGUAGCAGUCUUGGCAAUAGGUUCUUUUUCCUAAGAUAGAAGGCUUGAAGUGUCUGUUCUGUUCUUAGCUGGGCAGAAAUGUCUGAAUAACACUUUCCCCCCCCCCCUUUGGAAACAAGAACUGGAAGAUUUUCUGAUUUAUUCAUUUUGUCAUUGUGGAGAUCCAUGCUUCCAAGCACUGAGGCCUUCCUGCUCCUGUAUUAAAAUGGAAAAAAGUGCAGCUCUUGAAUUUCAAAGCUGUAAGUACAGAUGAAGAGGCUGCUGCAGCUUACUGUCCUGAGAAAUCCUUCGACUCGGUAAGAAAUCCUUUACCUGCUGACUUCUCCAUUUGUCUGCGUGGACUGCUGCUAAGAACUUAAUUGGAGAAUGGGAGUGGAGCCUGUGUGGAGUCAAUACAGUCUCUUCUGACAGGCACACUGUCUCUUUUUCAUUGCAUGGAUUAGCUCAGGCCUGUUCAAAAGGAGCAACCCCCUCUCAAUAAACCCAAAACUAAUGGUAACUUAUGGAGAAUAAUAUCCAGCAUUACUUAGGCUUUUAAUUGAUUGUCUUAGAAAAUUCUGAUGUUGAAGAUGGUAUUAUGAAUGACUUCUUGUAUUGUCAGCUAUUGUGCCAGUCUAAAUGUGUGGUGUAUGGAUUAUGAUUUCUUUCUGCUUAAAGCUGUGCACAUAGGAUGAAUAAAAAGCUGAGGGAAAAUAGCUUUCAUCUCAAAGCUGAGGAGGAUAUGG
Messenger RNA from Parus major (Great Tit), 2067 nucleotides. It is a transcript of the gene SAP30, whose product is annotated as Sin3A associated protein 30. Gene Ontology annotation, biological process: regulation of DNA-templated transcription. NCBI's taxonomy places the organism in Eukaryota, Metazoa, Chordata, Aves, Passeriformes, Paridae. The transcript has 4 exons. The record is from RefSeq and is a predicted model, not a curated record. Gene Ontology annotation, cellular component: histone deacetylase complex. The coding region runs from base 268 to 915 and encodes 215 amino acids. Gene Ontology annotation, molecular function: transcription coregulator activity; protein binding.